CCACACCAACCAAAAGCCCCGUUACCAAGUGCGCGCGCCAAUUGAAUCAGUGUCGCCAUGCCUUCGAGUAAAGGAAAGCCUACAGACCCCAAACUCAGGGAGAAGGUCAAAGAAGACGUCAAAAACGAGACAAACAAGGACGGCGGAGGCAAGGGACAGUGGAGCGCCUGGAAGGCCGCGAAGCUCUCCAAAGAAUAUGAGAAGAAGGGCGGAUCCUACACCAACGACCCUUCCUCCAAAAACGAGCCGAAGAAAGGCUCCCCCGAACCAAAAUCCAAAUCAAACAAGAAAAACCAAGACAAAUCAGAGGAACCCUCGUCUUCAGAUGAAGAGAAAGAUGGUCAAGCUGAGGAGGAAGAGGAGAAGCCAAAGGCGAAUACCAGCAAGAAGGCCACUGCUGCUAAAGAGGGCGAUGAUGGUGGUAGUGGCGAGAAAAAGAAGAAGAGCGUUGGGAGGCCCAAGAAAACUGAGGGCGCUGGAGGUGCGAACAAAGGGAAGGAGAAGACCGAGGGGACGAGGAAGAGCGCUAGGGUUGCAGGGAAGAGGAAGGGGAGUGAUGAGGACGAGGGAGAGGGAGGGGGCGAUGGGGCCAAGAAGAAGAGUAAGAAGUGA
This is a messenger RNA of Periconia digitata, 612 nucleotides long. The record is from the annotation of a GenBank genome assembly. Lineage: Eukaryota; Fungi; Ascomycota; Dothideomycetes; Pleosporales; Periconiaceae.